AUGCUCAUGGAGACAAAGGACGAGGAUAGAAUACAUGACAGGUCACUGAUAACUCAUGAUGACCUGUUUGACAGGGUGGCCAGGAAGGCCAAGACCAAAGCCACCUUCAACGGAGUGGUGGAUGUCUUCAGUAAGAGGGGAAUAUGGCGUCGAGGUCACGUAGAGUUCAUUUACGCAGCCUUGAAGAAGGUGCCAGAGUUCGGUGUGGAGCGGGACCUUACAGUUUACAACAAGCUGUUGGAUGUUUUCCCCAAGGAGGUGUUUGUGCCCAGGAACUUUAUCCAGUGCAUGUUCAACCACUACCCCCGACACCAGGAGUGCGGGGUGCACCUGCUGGAACAGAUGGAGAACUCUGGUGGUUGGGGGGUGGGGGGCAGUGGUAUGUUAGUGUUUUACAUUUACUGUUUCCCCCACGAUUUGUUUCAGCAGCGGUGGUAUCAUGUUCUGUAUAAUCAGUUCAAGCACGCCAACCCCUUCCCCGUCCCCCUGCAGCUCCCUGGGGACCUUGUUGACUUGGCCAGCCUCAGUCUCAACCGCAUCGUUAACAACCUAUAUUUCAUUUAUCAGUUAUCAUUGGCUAGGUGCAACUCCAGAUGA
Oncorhynchus kisutch (coho salmon) is the source of this 597-nucleotide messenger RNA. RefSeq names its product evolutionarily conserved signaling intermediate in Toll pathway, mitochondrial-like. The transcript is spliced from 4 exons. Gene Ontology annotation, cellular component: mitochondrion. The record is from RefSeq and is a predicted model, not a curated record. Bases 1 to 597 code for a protein of 198 amino acids. Gene Ontology annotation, biological process: innate immune response; cell surface receptor protein serine/threonine kinase signaling pathway. Lineage: Eukaryota; Metazoa; Chordata; Actinopteri; Salmoniformes; Salmonidae.